AUCCGUUCAGCCGUUCAGGCUACAAACUCUAACAAACAUCCAUCUAAACUUUCGCAUUUAUAAUAUUAGUAUAAGUGUAUUUAAUGUAGGUAUGUCUAUUCUUCAUUGACUUUAAAGACUGUAAAUAUUAUAUUGUAAGUUGUGCAAGAUUAAUUUAUUUAGUUUUAGAGUUACGAAAAUAAACUCAUAGAGAUAUAUUUGACACUUUCAUUUCCACCCUCAAGUUCUUCGUAAAAGCUUCGAAGACGCCUGUUUCUGUCAAUAAACGGUAAAAAUGGAUUUUAUGCAAAACAGAUACGUAACCUCGCUUUAGGACAAAAAUAAACAUUUUAUCAAUUUAGUUUAGAAAAUAGAGUAUGAAUUGCUGCUUUGACGAAACCUAAUUACAUUUUUCGAUGAAAAAUGUUUUAGCAAUUAGAGAAGAACGAUAAUUAACACUGUCGUAUUUCCCCACUAGAAACAGAAUGGGUCACUUCUAAAAUGGUAGCGAUAAUAACCACUGGUACAUUUAGAUAACGUUUUUGUUAUUUUUAAAAGUUAAAUUAAAAAGUUGUGAUUAAAUAAGACAGGAGUGGAAUGUUCAAUGUUCGUGUUUAAAUUAAACCGGAGCAGUUUAACUACAAAAUGAUAUUUAAACUUUUGACAACAAUUUUUUUCAUUAAGUUGGUUGAAUCAAUAAACAACCCAAUAGUUAACACAACAACAGGACGUGUCAGAGGGAUUUUGAAACAUUGGAAUGAUUUAAGAUAUUAUACAUAUCUAGGUAUACCAUAUGCUGAAAAACCUACUGGCCAACUACGAUUUAUGCCUCCAGUUCCAAAGAGACCAUGGUCACAUGUACUAGACGCAACACACGAAGGACCAUCAUGUCCUCAAGGAUCGGAGAAGUAUCCCCGUGAAAGUACGGACGAAGAUUGCUUAUUCCUCAAUGUAUAUGUGCCACAGAAUAUUACCAAUAACAAAUUAUCAGUACUAGUUUUCGUACACGGAGGAACAUUUCGUUUCUUAUCCGGCAAUAGUGACAUAAUUUAUGGACCACAAUUUUUCCUAGAACAAAAUAUUAUUUUUGUUUCAAUGAAUUUUAGGUUAGGCUCGCUGGGAUUCCUAUCACUCGACACUGAAGGAGCACCGGGUAACGCAGCUUUAAAAGACGUCGUAUUAUCCUUGAAUUGGAUAAAAGAAAACAUUAAACAUUUCGGAGGUGAUCCUAAUAAAAUAACGCUUGGUGGACACAGCAGUGGAGCAACGAUGAUACAUUACUUACUGGUAUCUAAACAAUCUGUCAAUUUGUUUCAACGAGCAAUUAUGAUCAGCGGUAACGCCGUGAAUAACAGAGCAGUAGCAAGACAUCCCAAAGACAAUGCCUACAUGUUGGCUAAAGAACUUAACUUGGACACAAACGACGACCAUUUGCUACUUAAGAAACUUAAGGAAAUAGACGUUGUAGAUAUUAUAGACGCAGAAGUAAACUUGAUCAGAUAUGACGAAGUUAUUUUACGACCAUUCUCUUUUUUCCUUCCCACUGUUGAAAAAGAAUCUUCACAUGCAAUCGUUACUUCAGAGCCCAGUCAAUUAAAUGUACAUAAGAAUGUAUCAGUUUUAACUGGUUUCAAUGACAGAGAAGGCAUAUAUAUUUUACCAAAAAUAGCUAAAAAUGCUUCGAAUUUGAAAAAACUGAUGCAUAAUAUAGAACUGUGUAUACCAUCUAACAUAGAAUAUCCACUUAAAUCGAAUAUAUCAGUGGAUUUGGGCGAAUCAAUCAGAAAACGUUACUUCAACAGUGACUUAUCCAACUUUACUUUGAGUAACAUUGUCGACUUAGCGUCAGAUUCACAGUUUAUUUACGGGAUAGACGCGUGGAUAAAAAGGAAAAAAGGAGUAGAUAAAAGCAACGACUUAUAUUAUUACAUGUUCACCUUUGAUGGAGAUCUUAACUGGUCGAAAAUAAAUUACGACAUACAUUUCCCAGGCACCGCACAUGCAGAUGAAAUGGGCUACACGUUUGUCACUCUUAACACUGAAUUACUUUUAAAUAACAUUAGCAGCCGAAGCAGAGUAGUUCUGAACACGUGGACGACCUUAUUAGGCAACUUUAUUAAAUUCGGAAAUCCCACCCCGGAAGGAAGUAACUUUAAGUGGCCGAAAUAUGACCAAGACAGAUCAAUGUUUAUUAUAAACGAAAGCCCUAGGGAAGGGAAGCUUACAAAUCCGCUCCUCGACAGACUGAUGUUUUGGUAUAAUGUCUAUGAAAAGUAUGACCGUUACGUCAGAGAGGGUGGCGAACUACAGAAAAAAUGUAUACCGUAAUCAAAACGACGAAGUCAUUGUUAUAAAUAUUUUAUGGAAAACGAAUAAUAAUGUAAUAAACAUUU
Molecule: messenger RNA, 2372 nt
Organism: Papilio polytes (common Mormon)
Lineage: Eukaryota; Metazoa; Arthropoda; Insecta; Lepidoptera; Papilionidae
Product: juvenile hormone esterase-like
Exons: 5
Coding region: 625-2307 (560 amino acids)
Source: RefSeq, a predicted model, not a curated record